AGCCCCUCCCAUUCAUCCUGGAGAGGCGGGGGGGACGCCAAGAAGACGGGGGCCUUUACUCCAGCCUACUCUCACUUCAGCUACGUAGGGGUCAACAGAGGAUUCCUAAAGGGCUGCUACGGUUCCAGACACACCGUCUGUUCCCGCCAAAGUCCGGGGGGAUCCGGAAGCGCCAACAUUCUCCGCUUGGCGCCCCCCACACACACCCAAGAUGGUUGGAUCCUGAGGCCCCGCCCCCUCAGCCGCCCUACCUGCUCUCGGUCCUCUGCGGCGCGAGCCCCCAAGUCCUGCUCGCUUUCCCCCAGCUCAUCGGCCUCCUCCUGCCGCCUUUCUACCUGGCCCACCUCUAGGCGAUCCCCGACUCCCUUCUUCAUGGCGUCGCUUCUGUGCUGUGGGCCCAAGCUGGCCGCCUGCGGCAUCGUCCUUAGCGCCUGGGGAGUGAUCAUGUUGAUAAUGCUCGGAAUCUUUUUCAAUGUCCACUCUGCUGUGCUCAUUGAAGACGUUCCUUUCACGGAGAAAGAUUUUGAGAAUGGCCCCCAGGACAUAUACAAGCUCUACGAGCAAGUCAGCUACAACUGUUUCAUCGCCGCGGGCCUUUACCUUCUCCUCGGAGGCUUCUCUUUCUGCCAAGUUCGGCUCAAUAAGCGCAAGGAAUAUAUGGUGCGCUAGAGCACCACUGCGUUUCCCCGCUCCAGCCCCCUCUUCUAUUUAAAGACCACCCGGUCAACCCCGCCCCCGCCCCGCCCCGCCCAUUCUGGAGCCCUCUGCGGACUGGGUUUCCCUGGCUAGAGAUGGAAUCCCUUGUUCACCAACCUCGGGAGACUGCCCCCAGUGGAGGGAGGCUAGGGCUGGCCGUCCCCUAUCCCUCUGGCCCUCUUGCCAUGUCCGGUUCCACAAUAAAAGAGAAACUGCUCUCUGAA
Molecule: messenger RNA, 920 nt
Organism: Sus scrofa (pig)
Lineage: Eukaryota; Metazoa; Chordata; Mammalia; Artiodactyla; Suidae
Source: RefSeq, a predicted model, not a curated record